CAAAAAGCUUCCACCAUCGCCUCCCGCCACUCUGCCAGCAGAUCGUCGUCCAUGCAAUUCCAGAGCUAUGUGCAGGAUUUUCUAGUCGCAAAGUGAACGGGAGCAGUAUUCUUUUCCCUCUGAAGGCAGCAGUCGUUAGAACGAACGAACUUUCGUGAAUUGAGUGCAAUCUUGCUUACACAAGAUUCACAGGAGCUUGUUUCGUGGAACUUGUACAUGUAAACAAUUUUACUGCGUUCCUCCAAUCGUGUGGAGCCUCGAAUUAUUAGAAUCUUGAAAAUGAGUUUUACAUCCUCGCGGCGAAUUCCGAACGACAGUGUUUGUGAGGUUGAAGAACCGAGACUCGAUAGAGAAUAUGACUCAAAGGUGUACAUGGCUUGCAUUCUACAAGGUAGCAGGUUAGGCAUGUCAUAUUUUGACACAGAAGCAAACGCGAUGUUUGUUUUGGAGACUUGGGAGGAUGGAAGUGAGGAGUUUCCGUCCAUGCAGCUUAUAAAAUAUCAGGCUCAGCCUCUUGUCAUCUAUACCAGUACGAAAAUGGAUGACACGUUUGUAACUGCACUUCAAAAGAAAGUCAAGGAGGAAGAUGAACCGCAUGAAGUGAAGAUAGUAAAAAGUUCUCAUUUUAGUUACCAGCAAGCACGUCACAGAUUGGCUUAUCUGCGUGUCACUGGAAUGGAAGAAGAUUUCAACGACAGGGAAAGAAUGCACCUGUUGAACUCUAUGAUGAAUCUUGACAGUGAAAUGCAAGUUCGGGCUGCUGGUGGUCUUCUUGGUAUUCUUCAGCAAGAAAUGCUCAUUGAUGAUAUGGUAGUUGAAGAAUAUAGAAUUUCUCCUCUUCAAAUUGGAAGCAUCUGCGAGCUCUCUCUUAAUGGUUUUCUGAAUGUUGAUGCGUCUACGCAUGAUGCACUACAUAUUUUCCAGGUUGAUAAACAUGCCAGUUCGAUGGGCAUUGGAAAAGCAAAAGAAGGGUUUUCCCUUUUCGGUCUCCUCAACAAGUGUUUAACACAACCAGGGCGGAAACUUUUAAGGUUAUGGUUUCUUAGACCAAUUUUGGACUUGAGCGUCCUCAAUGACCGGCUUGAUACGGUUUCAGCUUUCAGACUCUCCCAGGACUUGGUGUCUGCUUUGCGGAAUACAUUGAAAGGCAUUAAAGAUAUUCCUAGGCUCAUCAAGAAAAUAAGUUCACCAAGUUCAGUAGUGACCUCAAAGGAUUGGGCAGUUUUCACACAGAGUGUAAGCGCUCUUAUCCACAUUCGAGCCAUGUUUGAGGUGGCAGUGUCCCAGAGACAUCAAAGUCAAAUUUCUUUGAUCGAUCUUCAAAUUGUGAAGAAGGUCAUGAGUCAAAUUACCGAGGAUCUCAUGUACGUCAACAGCAUAGUAGCAGGCGUCAUUGACUUCGAUCAGAGAUGUGGUGACUCCUCCAAAACGAUGGUUGCAUAUGGAGUUUGUGAAGAGCUUGAUGAACUCAAGAAUAUUUUUGAGGGGCUCCCCGACUUCCUCAAUCAGAUCACUGGGGUUGAGUUGAAUGAUUUGAAACUUCAAGUCGGGUCCGAAGAAGCUGCAAUAUGUUACAUCCCUCAAGUUGGUUACCUGUUAAAAUUCGAGUCAAAGAUGCUUGAUGAGUAUACCCUUGAGAGCCGUCCAGACAUCCAGCUGGCAUUCGAAGGAGGGAUUGAAGGGGGUUACUUUUAUCACACCUCGAAGACCAGGGAGCUGGAUGAAGUGAUUGGAGACAUUCUACACAAGAUUUUAGAUAUGGAGCAUGCAAUUCUGAGGGAUCUGGAGCGCAGAGUAUUAAUUUAUGCUUCGGCAUUGCGCCAUGCAGCGGAUGUUGCAGCAGAAAUCGAUUGCUUGGUUGCACUGAGUACUGUGGCUCACGACCAAAAGUACGUGCGUCCCCAGUUGUCCGAGAAUAAUGUUCUCAUGAUAAAAGCUGGAAGGGCAUAUUUGAGGUGCAGGCAUCCUCUCCAGGAGUGUAUUGUCAACACGUUUGUGCCAAAUGACACCAACAUUGACCAAAGUAGUCGUAUAAACAUUAUAUCUGGCCCAAACUACUCAGGCAAGAGCAUUUACGCGAAGCAGGUUGCUCUCAUCGUAUUUCUAGCACAUAUUGGAAGCUUUGUUCCAGCAGAAGCGGCAGUAAUUGGUCUUACUGACAGAAUCUUCACAAGAGUCUCCAGCAAAGAGACAAUGGCUGUUCAACAGUCAACGUUCAUGAUUGACUUGCAUCAGAUAGCCUUCAUGCUGAGACAUGCUACUUCGAGGUCCUUGUGCGUGAUUGACGAGUUCGGCAAGGGCACCUUGGUCCCAGAUGGUGUUGGUCUCCUUUGUGCAACCUUGCAUCACCUUACAACCCAAGAAGAAAAGCCUAAGGUUUUGGCAUGUACACACUUCUGUGAAGUCUUCGAUGAGAAUUAUCUACCCAAGUCGCAGAAUAUCUCAUUUUACACCAUGAGUGUCCUCGAGCCGGAUGGACAUAAAAAUGCUGUCAGAGGCGUUGAUGAGAUUGUGUUCCUUUACAGGUAUACAUUGUGCGGAGCUUGCAGGUGUUCCAGCCGAGAUUUUGAAGAGAUGCGUUGAAAUCUCAGAAUGUACCAAAGAAGGGAGACCAAUUGAGCGCCUUGGUACAAGACGUACCACUGCCAUGGAUCAAAUUUAUAAGGUAAAAUAACUACUGUCUACCAAGGCCUCUGACUUUGAUGGAGGAACAAAUUAACAAGUUCCUCGUCAAACAUACUACCAGUGGAUAAUAUGUAGAAUACAGUGCUUUCUAUUGCAAAGUAUUGAACAUGAAACCGAGUAAAAAGAUAUCUUCCUCAAAAUACUCGUACCAAGCAAUCGCAGCUGUAUUGGCGAAAAUUUUAAUUUGUAGAGUUCACGAAGGACUCUCAUCAAUUGUGCAGACGAUUGCGGAUCUUCUACAGAAGUUCGACUGCGAGAAGGAUGAUUUGAAUAAGUUCCUAUCUGAAGUUUUUUCCCUUCUCGCUAGUUAGUUCUGGCCUAGUGCAAUCCAUAAAAUUUCUAUCAAACUAGUGGUAUUGUAGGUCAUGAUUUAGAGAUAGCAUUUCGGUGUAGGUCAUGACUUCAAGUCAACACCUACUGCUCGGUGCGUGGCGUUACUGAAAUUGAAAUGAUUCUCUAAAUUUUUAAGCACUGUUUGUAUAGUUUCAUUCCGUUAACAAUUGCAAAUCAUCAGUCCUA
This is a messenger RNA of Physcomitrium patens, 3204 nucleotides long. The record is from RefSeq and is a predicted model, not a curated record. NCBI's taxonomy places the organism in Eukaryota, Viridiplantae, Streptophyta, Bryopsida, Funariales, Funariaceae.